AUGGGACAAGAAACAGGCAAUAUCAUGUUGGUGGUUUUCCACAUGACCAUCUCAAUCCAUGAGUCUUAUGAAGACACAUCACUCAGUGGUGCACCACGUGCUCCCGUCCUUGCUCACACCUACUUGGAAUUUCAUAUACUACAAAGUACACUAAUCAUAGAGCGACCAAGCUUUGGACUGCAGACUAAAGAUUUCCCCCUUCAGACCUAUUACCACCAGUGCAGUGUCGGUCACGUUUUCUCAUUCAAACCUGGCCUCUUCUUUGCAUCUCCCGUGUGUGUGUCGGUGUGGGUUUUAACCGAUCUACGCUAUUUGUACGACUUCAUCAGCAUUGAGAACCGAGGCGGCUGUUUCUCCUCUCUGGGCCGAGUGGGAGGGAUGCAGGUUCUGUCUCUCAACAGAAGAGGCUGCCUCUACCACGGCAUCAUUCAGCACGAGAUCAACCACGCUCUGGGCUUCCAGCACGAGCAGACCAGGAGCGACCGGGACCAGUACGUGAAGAUCAACUGGGAGAACAUCGACCCACAGAUGGCCUACAACUUCUACAAGCAGAACACCAACAACCUCAACACUCCUUACGACUACUCCUCCAUCAUGCACUACGGAAGAACCGCCUUCUCCAUCGCGUACGGGAAGGACUCCAUCACCCCCAUCCCCAACCCCAAUGUCCAGAUUGGCCAGAGGCAGGGAAUGUCCUACUGGGACAUCAUGAGGAUCAACGCUCUCUAUCAAUGCUGAUCUUUUACUGAUGUCUCUCUGUAAACUUUCACUGUCUGUCCAGUUCAUUGAAAAACAUAUUGUCAAACAAAUGUUUGCAAUUAAACUGCUGAAAUCAAUUAUUAUGUACAAUAUAUUUUAUUAUUGCUCAUUGAAUAAUGACCAUCAUCAGGGUCCCAAUUUUCAAAACCCACCUUCCCCUGAAAUGAAGGAAACACAUAUGGAAGAGCUAUCUCCACAAUGCUAGUGCCACCUGCUGUCCUUUUUGCCUCUGUGAUAUCAAUGAUAUUCCAUUUAGUCAAAAGGCAUCCAAUUAU
This is a messenger RNA of Synchiropus splendidus (mandarinfish), 1034 nucleotides long. Its product is annotated as high choriolytic enzyme 1-like. The record is from RefSeq and is a predicted model, not a curated record. The transcript is spliced from 6 exons. Gene Ontology annotation, biological process: proteolysis. Bases 1 to 738 code for a protein of 245 amino acids. Gene Ontology annotation, molecular function: zinc ion binding; metalloendopeptidase activity. Lineage: Eukaryota; Metazoa; Chordata; Actinopteri; Syngnathiformes; Callionymidae.